Molecule: messenger RNA, 1051 nt
Organism: Eutrema salsugineum
Lineage: Eukaryota; Viridiplantae; Streptophyta; Magnoliopsida; Brassicales; Brassicaceae
Product: tetraspanin-8
Biological process (GO): auxin-activated signaling pathway
Cellular component (GO): plasmodesma; plasma membrane
Source: RefSeq, a predicted model, not a curated record
GUCUCUCAACUACUUCCCAAGAGGAGAAGAGGAAAAUAUCAUUAAGCAAACACGGAAACUUCUCUGCAAUUUCCUUCCUUUCACGCGUUUCAAUCCUCUCUAUAUAUUUCUCUUCCCCAAAUUCCACCAAAACCCACACAAAUUCGUUUCUGGGUUCCUAAAGUUUCAAUCUUUCUCUCCAAAAUCUGACUCUUUCAAAAUCGUUUGAUCUCGUCGUCUUUAGGGUUCUCAAAUCCGACUUGAAACCAUGGUUCGUUGCAGCAACAACCUCGUGGGUAUACUCAAUUUCGUCGUCUUCCUCCUCUCGAUUCCGAUCUUAGCUGGAGGAAUCUGGCUCAGCCAAAAAGGCUCAACGGAGUGUGAGCGUUUUCUCGAUAAACCCGUGAUUGCUCUCGGAGUUUUCCUCAUGGUUGUAGCCAUAGCUGGUUUGAUCGGUUCGUGUUGCAGAGUCACAUGGCUUCUUUGGACUUACCUCCUUGUCAUGUUCCUCUUGAUUCUCCUCGUUUUCUGCAUAACAAUCUUCGCCUUUGUUGUGACUAACAAAGGCGCAGGAGAAAAAGUAUCUGGAAGAGGUUAUAAAGAGUAUAGACUUGGAGAUUACUCUAAUUGGUUGCAGAAACGUGUGAACAAUGAUAAGAACUGGAACAGGAUUAGGAGUUGUCUUGUUGAGAGCAAAGUUUGUUCUAAGCUUGAAGCUAAGCUUGUUGAUGUACCUGUCAAUAGUUUCUACAACGAGCACCUUACUGCUCUUCAGUCUGGUUGCUGCAAACCCUCAGAACAAUGUGGAUUCAUUUACAAUAGCGCCACAAACUGGAACAAGACGACAGGAACACACUCUAAUCCAGACUGCCAAACCUGGGACAACGCAAAAGACAAGCUCUGCUUCGAUUGCCAAUCUUGCAAAGCCGGUCUCCUCGAUACUCAGAGCGCGUGGAAGAAAGUUGCAGUCGUCAACAUCAUCUUCCUCCUCGCUUAUGAUACUAUUAGUGUGUUCUGCCUUCUUGUGGCUAAACCUUUGAUAUUGAUUUAUUUAUAUGUUUUUGUUCAUUAG